Messenger RNA from Fraxinus pennsylvanica, 414 nucleotides. NCBI's taxonomy places the organism in Eukaryota, Viridiplantae, Streptophyta, Magnoliopsida, Lamiales, Oleaceae. The record is from the annotation of a GenBank genome assembly.
AUGGCACCCAAGAAACGAAGAAUUGAUACCAACGACACCUUCGCCACAACAGGGGUGACCCGGAGGUCCACUCGCCUAGCCAACACCACCAAACGACCACCAUCACCUGCUUUUGAGCCUGACCUACCCAAGAAAAAGAAGGCCAAAACCAUCACCGAACAAACAAUCGAAGCACCACCAGAAGAAUCCGAACCUCGGGCCGCUGCAGUGGUAGCGGAGGAAGGAUGGAAGACUAUCAUCAUUGAACACUGCAAGCAGUGCAACUCGUUCAAGACUCGGGCUAUUCAGGUGAAAAUGGGUUGGAAAAAGGGGUGGUGGGAGUCAACGUGGUGGUCAACCCUGAGAAGCCCAGGAGGGGUUGCUUUGAAAUUCGUGCAGAUAGUGGGGGUAUUUUCGUCAGUUUGUUGGAUAUGA